Empidonax traillii (willow flycatcher) is the source of this 2031-nucleotide messenger RNA. RefSeq names its product SHC adaptor protein 2 (gene SHC2). Gene Ontology annotation, molecular function: receptor tyrosine kinase binding. Gene Ontology annotation, biological process: cell surface receptor protein tyrosine kinase signaling pathway; intracellular signal transduction. The record is from RefSeq and is a predicted model, not a curated record. Gene Ontology annotation, cellular component: plasma membrane. Bases 27 to 1826 code for a protein of 599 amino acids. The transcript is spliced from 12 exons. NCBI's taxonomy places the organism in Eukaryota, Metazoa, Chordata, Aves, Passeriformes, Tyrannidae.
GAGCGGAGCGGCGCGCGGCCCCGGGCAUGCUCCCGGAGCCCAAGUAUGACCGCUUCCGCGACGAGCCGCUGACCACCCCCAUGCCGUCGCCGGCCCCCGGGCCUUGCCCCGCGGCGGGCGAGGAGCCUGAGCACGGCACCACCUUCUGCGCGCUGCUGCCGCGGAUGCCGCAGUGGAAGUUCCCCGGAUCCGGCGGCUUCCUCGGCCGCGGCCCCACCGGCGCCGCCCGAGACCCCCCCGCCGCUGCGGGGCCCCCCUCGGGGCUGGCCGCCGUCCUGGGCGCCUGCGAGCCGCUCUGCGCCGCGCCCUGUGCGCUGCCGGCCGGCGGGCGGACUCGGGGGGCGGCGGGGAGGGCUCGGGGGGCGGCGGCGUCGGCGGGGGCCCGGCACGGCGCGGACGAAUGGAGUCGCAAGGGCAGCUUCAUCCGCAAACCGGCACAGGGCUGGCUGCACCCCGACGAGCGGGUGCUGGGGCCCGGCGUCUCCUACAUCGUCCGGUACAUGGGGUGCAUUGAAGUGCUGCGUUCCAUGAGGUCCCUCGACUUUAACACCCGGACACAGGUCACCAGGGAAGCCAUCAACAGACUGUAUGAGGCAGUGCCAGGUGUGAAGGGCAUCUGGAAGAAGAAGGCUCCUAACAAAGCCCUGUUCUCCAUCCUGGGCAAGAGCAACCUGCGCUUUGCUGGCAUGAGCAUUGCUGUCAACAUCUCCGUUGAUGGGCUGAACCUCAUGAUCCCCACCACACGCCAGAUCAUCGCUAACCACCACAUGCAGUCCAUCUCCUUCGCCUCCGGUGGGGACAUGGACACCAUGGACUAUGUCGCCUAUGUUGCCAAGGACCCCAUCAACCAGAGAGCCUGCCACAUCCUGGAGUGCUGUGAGGGGCUGGCACAGAGCGUCAUCAGCACAGUGGGACAGGCCUUUGAGCUGCGCUUCAAGCAGUACCUGCACAGCCCCCCCAAGGUGGUGGUACCCCCAGACAGGGCACUGGGCGCAGAGGAGUCGGCCUGGGGGGAAGACGAGGAGGUGGCUGAGCACAACUACUACAACAGCAUCCCAGGGAAGGAGCCCCCACCAGGGGGGCUGAUUGACUCCCGGUUCCAUCAUGGCACAGUCCUGGGUCACAUCCGCACUCAGCCCUCCAGCUCUGUCCCCUCCAACCAGGGCGGGUUUGCAGCCAGGCGAGACCCUAACAGCCAGCCGGGGCCACCCUGGGACCUGGAGAGCCAGGGCCAGCCCUGCGACGGGUACCUGCAGGCGGAUGGCCAUCCCCUGGGGCCACGGGACUACGAGGAGCACAUGUACGUGAACACGCAGAGCCUGGACGCCUGGGAACCGGAGGCAGCAGCUCACGGAGUGACAGAGGAGAGCCCCAAAAAGGACCUCUUUGACAUGAGGCCUUUUGAGGAUGCCCUAAAACUCCAUGAGUGCAUUGCAGGGGGUGGCACCAGCCCCCCCAUCGAAGACCAGUGGCCAAGCCCCCCCACACGGAAGGCCCCCAUUGCCCCCACGGAGGAGCAGCUCCGGCAGGAGCCCUGGUACCACGGAAAGAUGAGCCGACGGGAUGCUGAGAGGCUCCUGCAGAUGGACGGGGACUUCCUGGUGCGGGACAGCCUCACCAACCCGGGGCAGUACGUCCUGACCGGCAUGCACAGCGGGCAGCCCAAGCAUCUUCUGCUGGUGGAUCCCGAGGGAGUGGUAAGGACCAAGGAUGUGCUGUUUGAGAGCAUCAGCCACCUCAUCAGCCACCACCGGCAGAAUGAGCAGCCCAUUGUGGCAGCAGAGAGCGAGCUGCACCUCCGCCAGGUUGUACAGAGAAAGCAGUGACGCCAGCGGAUACGUCCCUGAUCUGCUCCCCUGGCAUUGGACUCACCUAAGCCCUGGGGCAAAGCUGCAGUCCCUCUGUGCUCCCCUCCUCUGGUUGUGCCUGGCCUCUGCAGUCUGGGAUCAGGCUUCCCAUCUUCCUCCCCAGCGGGGUCUUGCAGUCCCUGGCCCUGUAAGUCCCCCCUGGCUGCUGCCUACCUCCAUCGUC